CAAUCACGGAAGACCUUAUCCAUAUCUCUCUUUUCUUACUAGAAAAUCUAAAACUCAUCUCUCGAUCUCUGUCUGCUGGUUUUACGAUCUUUGUUGCCAAAAAGAGAAGGGCCUCUCGAGACAAGUGUAGUGUUAGGAUCACAAAGACAACACUACAGCUUCCUCUUCUCGACACGACCCUCCGUCAUGUUUGCGCCAGCUAUGUCUCCUCCUUGCCACGUUUCAUCACAAUCUUCCACUAUAUAUACGCACUUAGACAUUCCCUCAUGUUUUGCCUUAUCCACUCCACAAAGACAAUAUGGUUGGUGCAAAUAAGAAACAACGAACGGUCCAAGCUAGUUCGAGGAAAGGAUGCAUGAGAGGAAAAGGUGGACCCGACAACGCGUCUUGUACUUACAAAGGCGUUAGACAACGCACUUGGGGCAAAUGGGUGGCUGAGAUCCGUGAGCCUAACCGAGGAGCUCGUCUUUGGCUCGGUACUUUCGACACCUCCCGAGAGGCCGCCUUGGCUUAUGACUCAGCAGCUCGCAAGCUCUAUGGGGCCGAGGCUCACCUCAACCUCCCUGAGUCCUUAAGAAGUUACCCGGAAACACAAGUGUCCCAUACGCCAAGCAGCAUCACCAGUGGGAAAAGCAGCGACUCGAUCAACGAGGAGUCGCCUAGUUCAUCCAACGAGAUGUCAUCAUGGGGAACAACAGAGGAGAUAUCAUGGGAACAUAUGAACGUUGAUUUACCGGUGACGGAUGAUUCUUCUAUAUGGGAAGAAGCUACAAUGUCGUUAGGGUUUCCAUGGGUUCAUGAAGGAGAUGAUGAUAUUUCUCCGUUUAGUACUUGUAUUAAUGGUGGCUAUUCUAAUUGGGAUUCCUUUCAUUCGCCACUUUAAGGUUUCACUAAAGUCUCUUAAUUAAGGCAUUGUCAUAUACAAUAUAAAUACACUAAAUAAUCAAUGUGAUAUAUGCAUAUGUGUGAAUAAUCUAUAAACUCCGUGUAAUUAUAUAUGGUACAUAUAAAUGUGGUUUGUCUUUGUAAUGUGAAAUCAGAUUCUUACUCCAUCAAAAACAUAAAAACGACAUUUGUUUGUCUCGAAUACAGACAUGGGUCAUGGAAAAAUUUAGAAGUGCAAUGUAUCUGUGUAAUGAAAACGUGAUACUACGUUGUGUAACGGUUAGUGUUAAAGAUUGCAUGUCCGUUUCAUGUGGGCUUGACUAUUGUCUUGUUUGUUGUGUUGUAUCUUUUUGUAUUCUGGUUAGUUGUUGCAAUUUCUUUCCAUCUUAUUCUUACCUGGCCUCUGUGAUAAUGUACCCUCGCGUGUCCUUACUACAUGGCAAGGUACACUACCUACGCUAGCACGAUUGUACUAAGCCCAAAUAUAUAUUUUCGGCCCAUAUAGUUGGUCUCCGCUUGAUAGUUGAUGCAAACAACAAAUCUUGAAUCCACACAGUCCACUAACAUUUGGUUAAAGGCCUAACUCGAUUAAUUCGUGUGUCUCUCUGGUCAUAGAAGUUGAUCAAAGAAGAAGUAUAGUAAAUUAUUUUCUUAAUGGAGAUGUUGUAUAUAAAGACCAGAAAAAUAAAAUAAAGAGAAAUUUCUAUGAUAUUUUCCAAUGUUCUAAAACGCGGGCGCCUAGCCGAUUUUGCGGCCGCCUAGGCGCUCGGCGUCAAAGGCACGUCUCGAUUUGGAUGCGAUUAAUGGCUUAAGAUGCGAUUAAUUGCCGCCUAAUCAGGCUUGAACCGAUUUAUUUUAGCUAAAUUUUGGGCUCAGUGACAAAUGAUUGGCCCGUGAUACAGGCCCAUUCGUCUGGGAUGAA
This is a messenger RNA of Raphanus sativus (radish), 1807 nucleotides long. Its product is annotated as dehydration-responsive element-binding protein 2D-like. The coding region runs from base 299 to 883 and encodes 194 amino acids. Gene Ontology annotation, biological process: positive regulation of DNA-templated transcription; response to stress. The record is from RefSeq and is a predicted model, not a curated record. The transcript has a single exon. Gene Ontology annotation, cellular component: nucleus. Gene Ontology annotation, molecular function: DNA-binding transcription factor activity; transcription cis-regulatory region binding. NCBI's taxonomy places the organism in Eukaryota, Viridiplantae, Streptophyta, Magnoliopsida, Brassicales, Brassicaceae.